AAACUCAUAGUAUCAUUACUUUGCCAGGUCCGGUGCCGUUCCGAUCGGUGAUGCACCAAUAAGCGCCUCUGGAGUCUGUUCUAUAACUGACUUUGGUUAUCUGCCUCAUAUUCCCUCAGCUCCUUCCAUGGUGUCGAACAACCAAACAUUUCACGCCGCCAUCGAAACCAUCCCAUGCAACGGUUAUGGAAGCCUUUCUUCAAAAUACGCUCCCGAAGAGCCGGGAGCAGUUGGCAGCGACUCCUUCUCAGGCUAUGCGCCUGCUCCGUCUCCGUCGAAUUCUUCGCCAGCAAUCUUCGUGCCUCCACCCUAUGCUCCUUAUCCUGUGAGUGCUGAACAACCAUCGACAAGCUCAACAUCGCAGGCUGUUCCGGUAGAAAAUGGUACUUCGCAACUCGUGAAAGGUUCAGAAGGACUUACUCGCGACAAUUCUUUGUCUCCGGAGACUAACCAUAAAACGCCUAUUGCCAAGAAGAUCAAAGCUCUUCCUCUGCCAAAGGUUCCUUUAAUCCAUCCCGCGAAAUCAAAGUCAGAGAAGUUCAAGGAAUAUGUUGGUGAAGUUGCUCGUCUUAAUGAAGAGAUAGAGCGAUUACAGAAGCUGCAGGAGCAGGUACUAAAUUGUUUUCAAUCGCGUACUUGA
Cylicostephanus goldi is the source of this 640-nucleotide messenger RNA. The record is from the annotation of a GenBank genome assembly. Lineage: Eukaryota; Metazoa; Nematoda; Chromadorea; Rhabditida; Strongylidae.